AUGUUCGGCAGUGUGAUGCCUUCAGGUUCCCCGGGAAUGCGAGGAACGACUUUAUUCCUGACGUUGUGGGUUCGUGAAGGCACCACACCGAAACAGUACGACGUCCUGUUCAGGCUGCUGCUUCUCGGAGACUCGGGCGUUGGGAAGACGUGUAUGUUGAGGAGGUUCACGGAAGGUGAAUUUGAUCCCUCACAUAUUUCCACCAUCGGGGUGGACUUUAAAAUGAAAACAUUAGAAAUAGACGGAGUCAGGGUGCGAGUGCAGAUAUGGGACACCGCAGGUCAGGAGCGGUACCAGACCAUAACCAAACAGUACUACAGGCGAGCACAGGGUAUUAUCUUGGUUUACGACAUCACAAACCAGCAGUCCUUCCUGCACAUAUCCAAGUGGGCCAGUGAUGUAGAUGAAUGUGCUCCAGACAAAGUGCAGAGGAUGCUGAUAGGAAACAAGUGUGAUGAGGAGCCGAGGAGGCAGGUCGCCAAGGAGCAAGCAAGCAAGCUUGCCCAAAACUACAAAAUGGAUUUCUUUGAAACCAGUGCUUCAAGCAAUGUCAACAUCAGUGAGUCGUUCACCCGACUGACCGAACUGGUGCUGCAGGCUUACACGAAAGAGGCAGACAACCUGUUGUCAUCCCUAGAUGAAUAUUUAGACAAGGCUGCUUUAGGAGGAAGUAAGGACAACAUCGCCCACAGGGGCUGUGCCUGUUAGAGAAAACAAAAAGCCACAGCUGAUACUUUCUACAUGUGUUACUUCAACAUUCUGGUUUUUUAACUGCUACAGUGUUGGCUACAUGUCGGUUUUACAUGGUCGUACGUGCAGUGAGCGACUGCUACCAGCAGAGGGCCAAGUGGCUUCAUGCUCACCGAACUUUGAAAGCAGUGAAGCGUUUGUUGAAUAUUGCUGGAUUCUUAGAAAAUGCUGUUUUUGCACCAAAUAUUGGUUUUCUUUUUGCUUCAUAUUUGACUUUAAAUUUAGAAUUUACGAUUGAGCCUUUUUAUACUGAUGUUUACAGUGUAUUGUGGUACGUGGAGGUGUGUGUAGGACGAAGUUAAAUGAAUGAAACCAAAUAUUACAUUUUUCCAUUUUCUUUGUGCCAAGUCCAGUAACAUUUGUAACGCAGUCCAUAUUUAUUUCCCGCCCUGAGUGUACACGUCCACGCUGGUUUAAGAAUGUAAUUGACGUUGUUAGUUUGGUUUAGUUUUGGUUCAUCCACUGUAGAAGGGUUUUUUUGACAAUUAAAUUAAAAGCAAUGCAAUUAUUGUAAUCGACUUUAAAUUAUGAAAUAAAUAAAUUUGACUUUUAAAUGCGAUUGUUAUUCUUUGGUGGUCCGAGUCAUGC
Molecule: messenger RNA, 1338 nt
Organism: Cynoglossus semilaevis (tongue sole)
Lineage: Eukaryota; Metazoa; Chordata; Actinopteri; Pleuronectiformes; Cynoglossidae
Product: ras-related protein Rab-15-like
Exons: 8
Coding region: 1-708 (235 amino acids)
Molecular function (GO): GTP binding; GTPase activity
Source: RefSeq, a predicted model, not a curated record